CUAGUCUCUUGACAAUCUUGGCUCCUAAUAAAUAGAUCUAAUCACAUUCUUGCACGUAGCGAUCGAACGGUAGCGUUUCUUGACUCUUCUUUUCUCAUCUAGCCUGCCACUUUUGAUCGAUGUCUUGAUCCUAGCGAUCGAUCUCUUCUACUUAUAAUCGAUGUAGUGAUCAUAGGGAUCGAUCUUUUCCUCGUUUUUUGCUUUUCACCUUUGAAUGGAUUGCUCCAGCGAUGAAUCAUGCAUCAACAAGGACGAAGCCCUGCACCUCAAGAUCGCGGGGAUCGCCGCGAUCCUCGUCAGCUCCUUGCUAGGUGUCGCGAUCCCGCUGGUGUUCAAGAGCUUCAAUCGCACAAGAGUGUUCUUCGCGGGGCAGUGCUUCGCGGCCGGCGUGAUCCUCUCCACCGGUUUCGUGCACAUACUCCCGGACGCGUUUGCGGCGCUCACCAAUCCAUGCCUGUCGGAGCAUCCAUGGGAGAAGUUCCCCUUCCCGGGAUUCAUCGCCAUGACCACUUCCAUGCUGGUUUUGUUCGUGGAUUCCAUGGCACUGGGCUAUUACACUCGCAGGGAGGGGGAGACAUCGUCCAUGGGCGAUCAUGCAGAUCAUCCACACCAUGUCCACGCUCAUCCUUCCAACGAUCAUAGCGCAGAGGUCUCCAAGGUCCACGAUUCGCAGGAGCUUGAAGCCAGUGCCGGGUCGCCAACAACAACUAUAAAAAACAAAGUUGUGGCUCAGGUGCUAGAGUUUGGGAUCCUCGCACAUUCGGUGAUAAUUGGAAUCGCUAUGGGAACUUCGAAUAGUCCAUGUACUAUUCGUCCUUUGGUUGGGGCCCUUGUGUUCCAUCAGUUUUUCGAGGGAUUAGCACUUGGUGGAUGCAUUUCCUUGGGAAGCUUUAAGGUCGUUUCCAAGCUGCUCAUGGCUUUGUUCUUCACUAUCACGACCCCCGGUGGGAUUGGUAUUGGGAUGAUUAUUUCUUCGAGAUAUAACGAAAAUGAUCCCAAGGCUUUGAUUGUGGAGGGAGUGUUUGACUCUAUGUCCGCUGGAAUUCUUAUCUACAUGGCUUUGGUUGACUUACUUGCCUCUCAUUUCAUGAGUAAGGAGUUCUUGCAACAAUCUUGGAGACAUUACAGUUUAGGAUAUUUGUUUUUGGUCUUAGGAGCUGGAGCAAUGUCGGUGAUUGCUAUCUGGGCUUAGAUGUUUUCAUAAAAAUAUAAUAUAAUAUUCUAG
Messenger RNA from Selaginella moellendorffii, 1225 nucleotides. RefSeq names its product zinc transporter 1. The coding region runs from base 215 to 1192 and encodes 325 amino acids. The transcript is spliced from 3 exons. Gene Ontology annotation, biological process: zinc ion transmembrane transport. NCBI's taxonomy places the organism in Eukaryota, Viridiplantae, Streptophyta, Lycopodiopsida, Selaginellales, Selaginellaceae. Gene Ontology annotation, molecular function: zinc ion transmembrane transporter activity. The record is from RefSeq and is a predicted model, not a curated record. Gene Ontology annotation, cellular component: plasma membrane.